UUUUGUUUUUAAUCCGGUUACAAACUGAUAGCGCGAAUCACGGUUGCAGUGAUGUGGUUGGUGACACUUCGCCGAGGCGAGCUCCCCUGGUAAACAGUGCUUCUCUGCUCUGGUUUUUCAAGUGGUUUGUGAGGAGUUUUGUAUCAACAAAAUGUCGAACUCUGAGAGGCCAAAGACCUUGCUGCGAGCGGCAAACGAUACUUUGAGGGUUUACGCUGCAGCCGCGGUGUUGAGUUUGCUUUUGAUUAUUUUCAUUCCAUCUUGGAUACGAUGGCUUUGGUUUACUCUAUCCGGUUUAGUGUUACUGGUCAGUAUUUUGGCAAAUUUCGUGGAAGACUGGAAACCGAAGAGUCGAGUGCCUGUCAACUCGAAAGCUGUUGUUAUCACAGGGUGCGAUAGCGGAUUCGGUCACGACCUCGCCCAAAGGCUUGACGAUUUAGGCCUGCAGGUGUUUGCAGGCUGCCUGAACCCUGAGGGUGAGGGGGCGAAGAACCUCAAGAAGUCUGCAUCAGCUAAACUGCAGGUGUUGCCCUUGGACGUCUCUUCCGAGGAGAGUGUCGACAAAUUUCAUAAACAAGUGGUACAGAAAAUCAAGGACAACAAACUCUGGGCAGUCGUUUGUAAUGCUGGUAUGAAUGAUGGUGCUGAGAUCUUCUGGACCAAUACAGACAUCAUCCAAAGAGUCAUAGACGUGAACACCUUCGGUGUAGUUCGAGUCACAAAAGCAUUUCUGCCUCAGCUUUGCAAGUCCAAAGGAAGAGUCGUCACAGUGUGCAGCGCAGCAAGUCUGUAUACGUAUGCCGGUAUGGUACCUUACUGCAUGAGUAAGCAUGCAGCGAAAAGCUUUUGCGAUGGCUUGCGUUUAGAAAUGUACAGAUUCGGCGUCAAAGUUGUGACAAUCGACCCUUGGAUGUACAAAACAAACAUAACAAAAGAAGAUUUUACUGUGAAAUAUAUUACUAAAACCUGGGAACAAGCUCCUGCAGAAAUUAAAGAAUUUUAUCCAGAAGAAUACUUUCAACGAUACAAAAAAGUCAUUAUCAGAUUUUUGAAUUAUGCUAUCAGUGAUAAACCACAACAAGUAAUUGAUUGUUUGGAAGAAGCCGUGAUGGCGUUAAGCCCGAAAUAUUCUUACAAUCCUGGUACAGUGUACUCCAGAUUAAGCUUCUGGUUAAUCAGAAGAUUGCCCAAGCAACUUGCAGACUUUAUACUGCAUGAAGAGUUCGCCACAAAAUGUUAACAUUAAGUAUAUAUUUCUAUACCUAUUUUAAGAAAAUAAAUUUUGAAAAUUUUAAAUUCAUUAAUUAAAUCAUUCGUUUAUGAUAUGUUAGAAUUACUUCGUUAGAAUUUAAAUGUUAUGAAGUAUCAUUGAUUCAAUGCAAAAUUUAUCCAAGCAAUCCAAAUCAUAUUGAUUUUAGCAUAUGCUUAUAUAUAUAUAUGUUUAUUUUCCCCUUCUUUUACGUAUUUUCCUUUAAUAAUAUUUUUUAGUAUUUAUUGUUGUAAUGUAUUCAUUUAAAUGAAUAAUUAUUUGAAUAGCCUUCAUAUAUACGCCAUUUUUUUCCAUUGUUGCUUUAAAUGUGUCUAAUUUUAUCUUUAAAAGAUAAGUGAAGAAUAAUUUUUUCUCUGUUUCCUCACGAAAACUUUUUUGUCGGACAUAUUUUUACUGUCAGUUCUAUUCAUCAUGAAGUUCAUAAGGAUUUAAUUCGAUUUAUACAAAUUACAUUAAUGUUGUUUUGAAAUUGUAAAAAUUUCUUUUUGUUUUGCAUUUUAAUUACUUUUAUAUGUAGGUAUUUUUUUCAGUAAUUCUUAAAAGUAUCUGUUAUUUCAAUAUAUUCAUCAUAUCUCUGUCUACCAAUAAUUUGAUAAAAAUAAAAAUAAAUAACUUGAUAAUUUGGUAAAUGUAAAGAAUUGAAAUAAUGAAUUAUUUAAUUAUUUCAUAAAUGUCUAAGUAUUCGUAUAAUAUUAAACAAAACCAUCUCACUAGCCAAUAUAUUUCUGGUUUUAAAGAUUUAUCUCAAGAGAUAUAAUGAAAAGUAAUGUGAAUAACAAUAAAAUUCAUUAGGGGUUAUUCAAUUCUGAUAGGAAGUUAAAAAUAUUAAGAUAUUUGAAAAUAUCCCCUGUCUUUCAUAUGAGCUUUUAGCGGUCACAUAUUUAAAAAUAAAAUGAAAAAUGUUAUGUCUUAUUUUUAGAAUUUUUAUAUUUUAUAGCUGUGAAAAUUUUAUUUUUAAUGUCAAAUGAAUAAAUAUUUUUUCAGAAA
This is a messenger RNA of Argiope bruennichi, 2257 nucleotides long. RefSeq names its product short-chain dehydrogenase/reductase family 9C member 7-like. The transcript has 5 exons. Gene Ontology annotation, molecular function: oxidoreductase activity. The record is from RefSeq and is a predicted model, not a curated record. Lineage: Eukaryota; Metazoa; Arthropoda; Arachnida; Araneae; Araneidae. The coding region runs from base 152 to 1240 and encodes 362 amino acids.